CGCGAGAAACACCGGUGUUUCACACACAACCAGUUGUUCUACGGUCUGUGUGAACGGGCAAGUCAUAACAUGUCCGGUGUACUUUUUGAGGAUAUUUUCGACGUGAAGGACAUUGAUCCAGAUGGCAAGAAAUUCGACAGAGUUUCUCGGCUCCACUGCGAGAGUGAAAGUUUCAAGAUGGACCUUUUACUUGACGUGAACACCCAGCUGUACCCGGUGGAUCUUGGUGAUAAAUUCCGUCUGGUUCUAGCGACGACGUUAAGGGAAGAUGGUUGCCCUGAUGAUGGUGAAUACACACCCCUUGACGACGGGACGCCUACUCGAGCAGACAGUUUUGAGUAUGUGAUGUAUGGUAUCGUGUACCGCAUUGAAGGAGAUGAGAGUAACACAGAAGCCGCCUCAAGAUUAUCAGCCUACAUAUCCUAUGGAGGUCUGCUGAUGAGACUGCAGGGUGAUGCUAAUAAUCUCCACGGCGUGGAGCAAGACAUGCACGUUUACCUCCUGAUGAAGAAGUUGGCCUUCUAGAAUCUUCUAGGUCAUUUUGGAGACUUUUGGGACGAUUGAGGGCAGCAGACUUAAGGCCCGGUCACACAGGCCCC
This is a messenger RNA of Asterias rubens (European starfish), 599 nucleotides long. Its product is annotated as DNA-directed RNA polymerases I, II, and III subunit RPABC3-like. Bases 70 to 525 code for a protein of 151 amino acids. The record is from RefSeq and is a predicted model, not a curated record. The transcript is spliced from 4 exons. Gene Ontology annotation, cellular component: RNA polymerase II, core complex; RNA polymerase III complex; RNA polymerase I complex. Lineage: Eukaryota; Metazoa; Echinodermata; Asteroidea; Forcipulatida; Asteriidae. Gene Ontology annotation, biological process: DNA-templated transcription. Gene Ontology annotation, molecular function: DNA-directed RNA polymerase activity.